AUGGCUCCCGACAAGUUCGCUUGGAUACACUCCGUUAUCCAGGCAAGGGGCCUACGGGGGCGGUGGGAGGCGUGUCGAGGAUAUGAUGGUGGAUAG
Ectocarpus siliculosus is the source of this 96-nucleotide messenger RNA. The record is from the annotation of a GenBank genome assembly. Lineage: Eukaryota; Phaeophyceae; Ectocarpales; Ectocarpaceae.